Molecule: messenger RNA, 1581 nt
Organism: Trypanosoma brucei brucei TREU927
Lineage: Eukaryota; Euglenozoa; Kinetoplastea; Trypanosomatida; Trypanosomatidae
Exons: 1
Coding region: 1-1581 (526 amino acids)
Biological process (GO): protein folding
Cellular component (GO): Golgi membrane
Molecular function (GO): flavin-dependent sulfhydryl oxidase activity; protein disulfide isomerase activity
Source: RefSeq, a predicted model, not a curated record
AUGUUCUCUCGAUCAUUUGUAGUCUUUGCAGGUUUGUUAUGCUGUUGUCUUUCUAAAUCAGUCGCCCAAGUAGCCACGGGCAGUCCUCGUCCGGGUCUAUUUCAUUUAGAUUCGUCGGUAGUGGAUCUAUCGGGUGAUGAUUUUUCUCGUGUUCAUCGUGUUGCGCCUCUCUGUCCUUGGAUUGUUCUUUUUUAUAACGAUGGCUGCGGCGCUUGCCGACGGUACGCUUCAACUUUCUCCAAAUUUGCUGGAGGGUUGAAGGUGGAGCAUGGAAAGGAUGCACUUCAGAUCGCCACAGCAGCUGCUGUGAAUUGCGCUAGUGAAGUGGAUCUGUGCCGUAAGUAUGACAUCAACUUUGUUCCACGAUUAUUUUUCUUUUACCCACGUGACUCAUGCAGGAGCAACGAGGAGUGCGGCACCUCCUCAUUAGAGCAUGUUGCAUUUGAAAACAGUCACUUGGAAGUUGAUGAACUGGAGUCGGAAGUGCGACGGCUAGUUAACAAACACAUGGUGGUAGAUGAUUCCUUAAAGGAGCGAUGCAUAGACAUGCAUUUCAAACUUUAUACAUCCAAAGAGGAGUUGGUGAAGCGUUCUGUUUCUUCUACGGAUGAAUCAGGGAGGUUUGUUGAGACAACAGAACUAUAUGCCACAGAUAUUGCCGGCGCUUUCUUCUCCGCAAUGCACUAUGAUGUUUCUCUGGUAGGUACGGAACCACGCGAGCGGCUAACUGCACUUGAAGAUUUUGUGUUGCUUGUGAAAGACUCGCUUCCUUCUAUAGGGGCUGACGGUGUUGUUAGCGCCCUUGAAUCUAUUACCGCGGAAAGACCAUUCACAGUCGCAUCAUGGCAAGAUGCUGUGGUGAAGUCCGGUAUUCCGUUUGAUGGCUCGCCACGUAACGUCCGGUGGCGGACAUGCCGGGGUUCAUCUCCGCAGUACCGCGGUUUCCCAUGUGGGAUGUGGCUCCUUUUGCACGCACUAACAGUAAACACACCGGCGGAUAGGAAUGUCCUUGAGGUGAUACAGAAUUAUAUACGUUAUUUCUUCUCGUGCAAGGAGUGUCGGGACCACUUCAUCCAGUUUAACUUCAGCCCCAACGAAGACCCUGUACUGCAACUGUGGCGUGCGCACAAUAAUGUGAAUGCGCGACUGGCCAACGUAAAGGAUGGUGCGGACCCGCUAGUACCGAAGCGACAGUUUCCCACACUGGAGGCGUGCACCGAGUGCUAUGAUGGUGCCGGAAAUUUUAUUGAGGCACAUGUGACGGGUUUUCUGAAGCAAAGGUACCUAUGGGAUCCCAAAGCAGUGGGGCUCAUGGAAAGCAACGAUGAUUUGAAUGAAGUCGACCCUGCGUCGAAGGAUGCAAAUGUUGGGCGGAAUGUGGAGAGCAGCGGUAAGGGAAAAGGGGACGGAGGUGCGCGCGGCAACUCGAAGGAGGUCCGAUCAGAUCACGCUGGGGGAAAGGGGAAAGGCUAUUCAGUGUUACUUUUUAGUAAUGUUUUCAUCAUUUUAUUGUUUGUAUGUUUGGGGUCUUUCGACUACAUGAAAAGGCUUAGGGUGAGGAAGAGGCGGGACCGUUACUAG